ACCCUCCAGCAUGUUCCCCAGUCAAUACACCCCAUUGUUUCCAUAGCCACGAAAUGUGGGCAGUGUGGACCUGGCUACCCUUCCCCUCUGGAGGCCAUGAAAGGACCCCGGGAGAAGAUUGUCUACCUGCCCUGUAUUUACCGAAACACUGGCAUUGAAGCCCCGGACUAUCUGGCCACCGUGGACGUUGACCCCAAGUCUCCCCAGUAUUGCCAGGUCGUCCACCGGCUGCCCAUGCCCAACCUGAAGGACGAGCUGCAUCACUCGGGAUGGAACACCUGCAGCAGUUGCUUUGGCGACAGCACCAAGUCACGCACCAAGCUGGUGCUGCCCAGCCUCAUCUCCUCUCGCGUCUACGUGGUGGAUGUGGGCUCCGAGCCCCGGGCCCCAAAGCUGCACAAGGUCAUCGAACCCAAGGACAUCCAUGCCAAGUGUGGCCUGGGCUAUCUCCAUACUAGUCACUGUCUGGCCAAUGGAGAGGUGAUGAUCAGCUCCCUGGGAGACCCCAAGGGCAAUGCCAAAGGGGGUUUUGUGCUACUGGAUGGAGAGACAUUUGAGGUGAAGGGGACAUGGGAACAGCCUGGGGGUGCUGCACCAAUGGGCUAUGACUUCUGGUACCAGCCUCGACACAACGUCAUGAUCAGCACGGAAUGGGCGGCUCCCAAUGUCUUACGAGAUGGCUUCAACCCCGCAGAUGUGGAGGCCGGGCUGUACGGGAGCCACUUGCAUGUGUGGGACUGGCAGCGCCAUGAGAUGGUACAGACUCUACCCCUGCAAGAUGGGCUCAUCCCCCUGGAGAUCCGCUUCCUGCACAACCCAGAUGCUUCCCAGGGGUUUGUGGGCUGUGCCCUCAGCUCCAACAUCCAGCGCUUCUACAAGAAUGAGGGAGGUACUUGGUCUGUAGAAAAGGUAAUCCAGGUGGCCCCCAAGAAAGUGAAGGGCUGGAUACUGCCUGAAAUGCCAGGCCUGAUCACCGACAUCCUGGUGUCCCUGGAUGACCGCUUCCUGUACUUCAGCAACUGGCUGCAUGGGGACCUGCGGCAGUAUGACAUCUCGAACCCAAAGAAGCCCCGUCUCACAGGACAGGUGUUCCUGGGGGGCAGCGUUGUUAAGGGAGGUCCCGUGCAAGUGCUGGAGGACCAGGAACUGGAAUGCCAGCCAGAGCCCCUGGUGGUCAAGGGGAAGCGUGUGCCUGGAGGCCCCCAGAUGAUCCAGCUUAGCCUAGAUGGGAAGCGUCUCUAUGUCACCACAUCACUGUACAGUGCCUGGGACAAGCAGUUUUACCCAGAUCUCAUCAGAGAAGGCUCCGUGAUGCUGCAAAUUGAUGUAAACACAGUAGAGGGAGGGCUGAAAUUGAACCCCAACUUCCUGGUGGACUUUGGGAAGGAGCCUCUUGGCCCAGUCCUGGCCCAUGAACUCCGCUAUCCUGGGGGAGACUGCAGCUCUGACAUCUGGAUCUGA
Messenger RNA from Orycteropus afer afer, 1461 nucleotides. RefSeq names its product selenium binding protein 1 (gene SELENBP1). The coding region runs from base 97 to 1461 and encodes 454 amino acids. Lineage: Eukaryota; Metazoa; Chordata; Mammalia; Tubulidentata; Orycteropodidae. The record is from RefSeq and is a predicted model, not a curated record. Gene Ontology annotation, molecular function: selenium binding. The transcript is spliced from 11 exons.